CUUGCCUGUGAUUCAUUGUGGAAGAGUUUAUCAGUGGACAACCUUGAUGAUAAUUGCAAACUUUGAACGAAAACAUUAAAGAAAUGAAAACAACUUCAUAGACUUUUAAUUCAGAUAUGAAAUGGGUAAAAAUCAGAGGCCAAAGAGUGCAAGCACAUCUAGCAGCAAGACGUCUGAGACUACAGCCAGAGGCAGUGUGCCAUACACCGAUUCUCUGCGAUCACAAUGCAGCAGUUUGGAAGAUGCUUUAGUACAAGAAUAUAUUAAAGAGAUCAGUAAAUUUCCUUCAUCAUCGCAACGUUUACCAAGAAAGUGUAGAUCACCAUACAAGAUGACAAUCCACAUUCGUACACAAAGGGCUAAACCUCCUUUGCGGUCUCCAGUUGGAUCUCUUCCAUGUUCACAGACUAGACGAUCAAGAUUUCAAAAUUCUGUUGAAAGCUGUGCUGUGAUUUCAGACUGCGAGAGCAGCAAUUCAACUCGUAAAAAGAAAAGCAACCUUCGAUUUCCAAGGAUCAAAAGAUGUUUGAGUGCUCCCCCUGGAUCAGUCAGGAAGGCACAUUCUUCAUUAUCUUCAAGGCUUCUAUCAGGUCGCAGAAAUAGCAAAGAAAAGCCACUCUUUAAACGUCAGCCGUGGAUCAUAAAAGUGACGGCUUACAAGAAUGGGACAAGUGAUGUGUCUGCAAAGAUAACAGCAUCUAGCAUCAAACUGCUACUGGAGGCCUGCACUACAAGGCUUGACUUGAACUCGGCUGCAAGAAGAGUAUUCCUGGCCAACGGUCGAGAAGCCUUUGAACCGAGGGACAUUCCUCAUAAUGCUGAUGUUUACAUUUCAACGGGAGAGCCAUUCAUGGAUCCAUCCAAAAAGAUAAAAGACCACAUGUUAUUGACCAAGAGGGUGAGCUGGACAAUGAAAGGGGUAGUGCUUCCUGUUGACAAGAAACGUGGCAAAACAAAGCCCAUUCUCUCAAAGCGUCUGAAGAAGCUCACUGAAAACACCUCUGUCAGAAUUUUGGUUUUUAAGAAUGGAGCUGGGCAGGACGGGUAUGAGAUCACUACAUCACUCGAGGAGAAACAACAGUUUCUAGACCAGUGCACUCAAAAAAUCAAAUUAACAUCAUCAGCUAAACGUCUAUAUGACUGGCAGGGUGAUCGAAUUCGGGACCUAAGAACAGUUCCAUUGCUCGACAAGUGCCUGCAGAAUUCCAGCACACCUCUCCGUGGACCUGUCUGGGUCUCUAAGGGGGAAGGGUUCAUCCCAUCAGGAGCUAGGACAUACAUCCAGGGAGUCCUAUGGGCUAUAAACCAAAAGCUGACGCCUGCAAGGAAUUACAGUAAGCAGAUAUACCAUGCCUUAAAUGGAUGUACACGGAAGGUUACACACAAAGCCCUUCUCUCUAUGACUACAGGAGAACUCUAUAAAGUAAAUGAAGAUUUGGAAAACUUGAUCGAUGAACUGCGAGCUGUUAUCAAGAAGCACAAUAGUCAGCUCUCGAAACUUGGCCCACAGUUACAGGCUGAAGAGGAAUUGCAAAGUGCCCUUGUGUCUCAGACUAUUCAUAGGUUUCCAGCAAGCACCACUCUUCCAAAAGGCCUGCAGCUAAAAGUGUAUCGGAAUGGUCAGAGCACUGGAGAGGUUCUCAUCUAUAUUAACAUGAAGGUCAUCGAGAAAGAAUCGGGAAAUGACAAAUUCAUGAUGGACAAAUUGCUACAGAUGAUUUGUCAACGGCUCCAGUGCUCGUCCGGAUAUCACGCUUCAGGUCUCAACCUUAGUCCUACUCGGUUGUUUGAUGAAAAUGGGCAAGAAAUAAAAAAUCCCCUUUUCCUUGAAAAUGAUCAAAAGGUUUGGGUGUCUUACGGAGAAGACUACAGGAGCAUCUGCAAACCAUUCCUCUGUGUGAGGUUUGAUCGGGUAAUAGGAGUUAUCGAGCAGGACCAGAAGGUGGUUUAUAAAACUUCUCUGGAAUAUAAUGGUCCCUUAACUGGCUUGGAAAAAUGUGAGACUUGGGAAGUGUGCACAGAGUUCCCGGACAACUAUGACUGGACACAGAUAUAUCAACCCGGUUAUGAAAAGAUGGAUAUGACAAAGAAUUAUCAUUUCCUUCAAUGGAAGAAUGAUCCCCAGCUGGUCGUACACCCUUCGAUUACUAUUGAAAACAGGACUGAGAAAGCUGCCUCCAUUAAGAAGGAGCAAAAGAAAAACAAGGUUUCAGAAGGGGCAUCAAAGUGGACUUUCUCUUACAUAUGGGUUAUUGCAAAGGCUGGAAUGAUCAUAUGUCGUGCUGUUCCCCAACUCUGCCUUGCUGUCAGCGAUCAACAGAUCCGUUUGAAGAGCGUGGGUAAUGUGGAAUUUGAAGGAUAUAUGUUAGUUGUGCAGAAAAGAAUGAGACAAAGUCCAGAACAGCAAUGGGGGUUUAGUACAGCUGGCCACAUUUACUCCAUGGCUCACCCUGAAAUGGUUCUAACUUACAUUGGGGACCUGAAACUAAGUGUGGAUAUGAUCCAGCAACAACAACAGGCACACUUUGCGUCUCGUCCUUUAAAUGACCAGGGGAGGACCAGCAAUUUGGAAGAAGAGGUCUCCGCAAAUAGCCCCAGGAAGGGCAGCCACAAACAAGUUUGCAGGGACUCAGAAGUCCAGUUAAUACCUGAAGGAUGCCUUGAGGAUACUAAGCAACUGACUGCAGUACUCUUAACAAAACUGGAAGAGAAACACCCUUGGAUUACAGCCCAGAGAUGGGCCAUCAAGCAUGAAGGAACUGCAAAGCCUGGCCAGUGGAAACAUUCAAAAUUGGAGAAUCCACUGUGGAGCAAGUUAACCUACAUGUGGCCUGUGCUGCCAGAUGGUGAAUUGAAUGAGGAAUAUGAUUGGCCAAUUGAGGGGUCCCUUCUCCCCAAUGCUCCGCCGCUGCUAAAACCAUCUCAGAGGAAUCAAUCUGGAUACAUGCCUGUGAGAAUAAAGGUUCUGAAGAAUGGAGAGAAAGACAAGUCCAGGAUAUUAACAGUUACAGGACCAGAUAUCACAAACAUGCUCAAGAAAACCCAUAAUGCUGCAAGGAACAAGAUUCGACAGAGAGGAAAGGGUGAAUUGCAGACAAGCAAAGAUAUGCAAGGAGAUCCUUCAAUUAAGGUGCAUCAACUUGAAUUUAAGCAGUUUCUGGAAAGGUGCACCUUGAUACUGGGAUUGCCUUUUGCAGCCCGCAGGCUGUUUGAUGAAACUGGGAAAGAACAUACUCUUCUGCGAGAUCUACAGAGGGAUCAGUUGGUGUAUGUUUCUUGUGGAGAGGCAUGGAUAGAUCCCAACCUAACCUCAUUGCUGCAGAGGAAACGUCUCCGCCUUAACAAUCUGACAUGUGAUGUUGCUUUAAUCCGCAGCUACUGUGCCAUGCGCAACCCCAAAGGUUUGGUGCUUGAGGUUGUAGGUACUCUUACGCCUGGAGCUAAGUUGGUAUUAGCUGAAUGUGUCAUGCCCGUUGAACAUGAAGAAAAUACUUAUGAAGCAGAUAAGCAAAAUCAAUCAUGUACUGCAACAACUGAUGAAAAUCAUAAUGAGGACAGAAACAUCUUAAUUGAUCUACUUGAUGCACAUACCAGGACCCAUCUUACUCUCGAUGCCCACUACCCUAAGGAACGUUAUCCAUGGGAAAGAGAUUCAAAGGAAUUUGACGAUGAUGGAGUCUCAUGGCAAGAAGAUGGGAAGUCUUUCACGAACAUUAAUUUGUACAAUAAAUACAGGCCCCAGCCCAAACUUCUCAAACCACAACGGAUACAUCAGCAGCAGUUUCAGUUCCAAGAUGGGCACAUCAUGAACUGUAGCUGUCCUUGGCUUGUGGUAGGCAUUCUGGAGAUGAAUGCACAACCAGGCACUGAAGUGAGACUGGUUGAGAAGAAAGCUGAUGACAUCUUUCAACGCUGGAUGUGGAGAGAAGACAACAGAACUUUCCAUUUAAUGGGUAAUCCUGAUCUGGUGCUUGCAGUCUCAACUGCCCAAAUAAACUCGGGUGAUGGCAAAGGUGCGAUGGAAGUUCAGGGAUGUUCAAUUAUACUUCAGAAGUAUAAAGCAUACAGUUAUGGAGCUGCUAAUCAGAAAUGGUUCUGGAUGCCAGAGAUAAAGGUUCUGAAUGCUUUUUAUACCUCAGUAUUGGACAAAGAAAUCACAGCAGCUAACCAGGCCUCUGUGUGCACCUUCUGCAUCUGUAAAAGAGAGGAAUUAGACCAACCUGGUUAUUAUUUUACCCAUGCCUGUACAAAGAAAAAGACUGUGGUUUGUUUGGCAUGUGCCAGGGCACUGAGAGGACUUAAUGUUAUGACAAAACUCAACCCAGGUAACUCAUUCAUGUGUGCAACAGGCCAUGAGCUGAGCCUGUUUGAAGGAACCGGGCCUUUUAAAUGCAUCAGAGUUGCAAAGGUUGACCUUUCUACAUCUGAAGCUGAAAACAAUUUGGCUUACUGGGAAAAUAAAUGGAUUUCUUUGCGGAAGGAGACGUCAGUGCAUACGAUCUCUCAGGAGAUCUCAGCUGCCAAGACCCAAUUGGCAUUAAGACUCAUGGCCUACCGGAACGGAGCUGGAUAUGAGGACGGUCAAUUGAUCAUUGGGAGAACAUUUUCCUCGUUGCUUGCUACAUGUACCCAAAGACUAGGACUCACCAGACCAGCGUGCAGACUCUACACAGCUGAUGGGAGCCUGAUCCUGACUGUAAAUGAACUAAUAGCAUGGGCAGUUAAUGAGACUUUGCAAGAACACAAAUACAAAACAAAACAAAAUGAUCAGGAUGAGGUUGGAAGACCGAAGGAAUUUCUAAGUGAAGAGAUGAAAGAAGACUGGGUUGAGUUGCCGACCUGUGGGUUCGACCACUUGGAACAGAGAUUACCCCGGGUCACCGUAGAGGACUUGGAGAGUAUAGACACUGAUCUCAAAAGCCUCAUUGUCAGGAACCCUAUUGAGGUCUGGGUCUCAUGUGGAGAAUUGUUCGUGCCUUUGAGUGAAUCAAACAAAAGACUGAGACUGCAACGGAAACAGUGGCUGCAAAAGCAGAAAGUUCUGUUUGAUCUUGAUAAAAUGAAGCAUAAAAUGCGUCACAUUCAAGGGAGGCGAGUGGGAUCCAUGACACCAGCUAGCAUGGUGCCCACGAAGAGUUUAAUUCAGCCAGUAGCCAUAGCAGGAGGGUGGACAGAGCCUUCACCAGAGGAGGUGAAACUCCUGGAAGAUGUACAAAGCAUGGAGAUGCAUCUAUCAGAAGUCCAAGCUGUGCUAAAAAGAGAAUGCCCCUUGGUUCACAGCAAGUCGGUCUCCAGUCAAAGGCCCCUCUACAUUCAACCAAAUGUCAAGAGGGUUCUGGCAUACCUGAAUGGUGAUUUCACAGACCAAGGCACCUAUGCUUGGGGCAAAACUAUUCAAGAGCUGCUUGAAAACUGCACUGCUCGGCUUAAGCUGCGGCGCACAGCAAAGACCCUUUUCAGUCCUGAUGGAGAGCGGAUCACCUCGUGGGAAAGCAUAGAGCGAGACAUGUUGGUUUGCGUCUCCCUGGGUGAGCCUUUCAUGACUAGUACAGUGAGCCGCCAGAGGGUGGACAUCAGAGCCAAUUAUGCAAGAGUCCGAAAAGAACAGGGACAAGAUGCCACAAACAUUAUCUUCACCUCCAGAAUGAUUUCCAAAGCACAGGUUGAGACUCCGAGUCCUUUCCUGGCCAUUCUCCCAGCCAGAGAAAUUAAUGAAUGAACUAAAUGGUAAGAAUGUCAAUGUCAAAGAGAUCAAAUUCUGAAAACCUGCAUUUUCCUGAUAAGAAACUGGAAUUGUUAAGUUGCAGUGGAUUCCUGUCAUUAAACCUUUCAAUAUCCCAGCAAUGGAUCAGUUUUGAAGUAUUAGAAGAUUGGAAUUGAAGACACCAGAGAAAAGUUACAAUCUGUUUGCCAACGAGAUGCUGCAAAAUUAAACCAGCUACUCUUUUCCUUAACUGGUUGAAGACAGUAGAAACACACCCUCCAGAAAUUUACAUUUGUUGCUCAAGGCACUGAAUUACAAGACCUGCGAUUUGAGCUAAAACUAGAUUGAAAAUGAAAAGGAAUCUGUUUGGAAGAAAGAAGAUCAAGGCUAAGUGAUUCACCAUUUAUAGAAAAGCAAAUUGUUUGUAUUCAUAAAGUUAGCAACUAAAACCAAAUACCAAAAACUUUAUCUAUCACUGCUAUCCAGUCAUCUUACAGCUGUAGCAGCAUAAAGUAAAAGUUCCCUUUAGAGUCAUGGAGUCAUACAGCACAGAAACAGGCCCUUCAGCCCAUCUUGUCCAUGCCGACCGCUUUCCCUAAACUGAACUAGUUCUGUUUGCCUGCAUUUGGCCCAUAUCCCUCUAAACUAUUCAUAAUCAUAUACCUGUCCAAGUGACUUUUAAAUGCUGUAAUUAUGCCCCUCCUUGCCAAUUCCUGUGGCAGCUUGUUUCAUAUAUGCACAGACCUCUUUGCAAAAAGGUUGUCCCCUGGGUCCCUUUUAAAUCUUUCCCCUGUUACCUGUACCCUUAUAUAAAUUUAUAUAGCACCUUUCAAAACCAUGAGAUAAAGUACUUUACAAACAGUAAAUGACUUUGAAAUGCGUCAUUCUUGUCAUGUAAGGAGCAGUGUAGCUAAUCUAUAUACAAGCUCCCACAAGUAGAAUGAUGUAGAAAAACAGAUAAUCUAUUCUUAAUGAUAUAGAUUAGAAUGUAAAUAUUGACAAGGAUAAUUCUUGUGUCCUUACUGCCAUGGAUCUUGUUUAUUCACCUGAGGGGGCAGACAGAACUUCAGUUUACGAUCUUAUCAAUUUUCCAGCAGGGCAGAAUUCGUUCAGCACUGCACUGAACUGUCAGCUUUGAUUUUUCUGCUGAAUUCAUAGAAUGAGACCUGAAUGAAUCAUUGAAUCAUAGAAUCCUUUCAGUGUGGAAGCAGGCCAUUCAGCCCAUCGAGUCGUACCAGCCCUCCAAAAACAUUUCUACAGAUCUACAAAUCUACACCCUACCCUAUAACCCCACAUUUCCCAUUGCUAACCCCCUAACCUGCACAUCCCUGGACAUUAUGGGCAAUUUAGCAUGACCAAUCCACCUAACCUGCACAUCUUUGGACAGUAGAAGGAAACCAGAGCACCCGGAGGAAACCCAUGCAGAUAACGGGGAGAAUGAACAAACUCCACAAGGUUACCCAAGGAUAGAAUUGAACCUGGGUACUUGGCAUUUUGAGGCAGCAGUGCUAAUCACUGAGACCUAAUCUAUGCCCCAAUGACUCUGAGGCAAGAGUGCUACCUUUUGAAACACUGCAGAUACACAUAGAGUUGGAGAAUCAUCAGCACAGAAAGGGACUGUUUCGCUGUUCAUACCUGUUCUGGUACUACCGGAAUAGUCCUGCAAAUGGAUGUGAGUUUGCUCACUGAGCUGGAAGGUUCGUUUUCAGACGUUUCGUCACCAUUCUAGGUAACAUCAUCAGUGAGCCUCCGACGAAGCGCUGGUGUUAUGUCCCGCUUUCUAUUUAACUGGUUAGGUUUCCUUGGGUUGGUGAUGUCAUUUCCUGCAUUGGUCACCAGUUGGUUCAUUCAGACGGUGAAAUCCAGAACUCUUGCAUUAAAAAAAAGUUUUAUUUCUCUUCCUGCUGCUUCACUUGCCAAUUGUCUUAAAUCCAUGACCUCUUGUUAUUCAUUGUCCAACCAGUGGAAACAGUUUGUGCCCUGAACCACCUGUGUUCAAAGUAUAAAAAUUCCAGCCUAUUCACGUUGUAUGGAGACGUGUGCCCUAAUGCCAACCUCAAACAAGUAAUUGUAACAUUAUGCUCAUAAUUGUCAAGGUGUGCCCUGAAUCACCGCCCCCCCCAACACACACACACACGCACGCACACACACACACACACACACACACACACACACACACACACACACACACAUACACACACACACUUUCUAUACUCAAAGUGGAUGCCAGCUUAAUAUAUCCAACCUACUGUCAAUAUUCAAUACUUAUGCCGCAGUAUCAGUCUGAAGAAUCCAUAUUCAGUACACUUGUUCCCAGUCCAAUAUAUCCUGAGGCAGAAUGUGUAACACGGUGGACGUGGAUAUAGUGAUCUUUGUACUGGAGAGCAUGCAGGAUCAGAAAUACCAGCUGGAGAUCAAACUGGUAGGUGAGAUUAUUAACAUUACAAUGAGGAUAACAAGGUAUGGAACUGAAUCUGUGGAAGAGGCUAAAGACAGUGGCUUCAUCUUCUUGAUGCUCAGCAAGAGAUUGUCGAGGCUUCACCAAGCCUGGAUUUUAUUGCCUCUAGACUCUUUGAUUCCAAUGUAUUCCUUGCUCAUCUCCAGCUGUCCACCGUCCAGGAACGAGAACUCUUCCCAAACUCUACUGUCCCUAUUCUAUCUUGGCCCUUGUUCCAUUCACCCAUCACACAUGUUCCUAUUCAUUCUCAAAUUCCACCGUGAUCUCAUGUUUCCUUAACACUGUAAUGUCCUUCUGCAAUACAUUGCUCUGAAUUCUGUGACUCCUUUAAUUCUGGUUAAAACGUUUUCAUCAUUCCACCACUGUUGGCCAUGCAGUCCACUCCCUAGACCCUGAAUUCUUAACAUGACCCUUAAGAUCUAACUCCUUCAACAAGCAAUUGGUCAUCUGUCCUAAUAUAUCCUCAUGUGUCUCUGGCUAUGCUUCCAUGAAAUAUGUUAGGAGGCUUAAUUAUGUGAAAGGUACUACUUAACCCAAGUUGUUAGAAACAGUGGCGAGUAGGAUCCUAAGGAUUGCUGUCUAUGGAGCUCUGUAAAAACAGGCCCCAGAUUCUGUUUUGAGUAACCUCCACCAAUGACUGCAUGGAGUUAAAUGAAAAAUAAUAAAAAUACAUUUGAAUCCUUGAAAAUCCCACCAUUAUCACUCAGAACUUAAACUGCAAACUUCAAAGCUUAAGUCAUGUUUAUGUUUCACUUCAUAAAAACUAUCCCCUAAGCAAAUUGUGUGUACCUUAACUUAAUUAUAGCCUUGUGCUGGAAAGUAAAAAUUUAAAUGUGUUUAUUUUAGAUUGAGUCAUCUCCACUUAAAUAUAAAUAGAAAGCUUUUAAGAAGCUUUUGUAAUUGAAUUUGUUUAACUGGACAGGACUUGCUGCCCCACAGGAUGUCAUAUGAUGGGGACAAGUGAUGGGUCACGUUACAAAGUUUUUGAAAGAAAUUUUCACAAAUACAUUUAAUGUUUUAAAUUAUACAAUAGGCAACUUUGAAAUUUAGAGGCAUCGUCACUCUGUGAAUGUGAUUCUGAAAAUUUGGCGAACAAGCUAUUGAAAAGUGAAGUCAUGAAAGAUUCCUUAGCUCAGGGCACCUCAGCCAAGCCAAAUAUAGUUGGUGCAGCAAAGCUGCUGCUGAUCUCAAGAGUUUAAUCCUUGUGCUUUGAUCCCACCUUGAUUAAAAACUUGUUGACUGAACAGAACUGGAUUACAGAUAGCACUGUUACUGGGCACUGCAGAAUACUGGCUACAAUUUAUUGCUACUGAAUGAACAAUAAAAGGAAAAGAAAGAAAGUUAACUUAGAAAGGGUAAACAAAGGAAAUCCUGGCCCCAUUAUCCUGUGGUUAAAUAAACCUUGCUGAGCUACUCAUCGUCUCCUGUGUUGGUUCAGCACUGACUGGAAAUAAUGACUCCUGCUUCAAGUUUCUCUGUACAACCUUCUGAAAUUAUUGUAACAGAGUCUUACUUAUUGUGGCAGUGGUCUGAUCCAACCAUAAUUAACCACACAGAGAGAAUGUAUUGAAAUCACUUGGUUAAUCAUCAUGCUUUAAA
Stegostoma tigrinum is the source of this 9761-nucleotide messenger RNA. RefSeq names its product doublecortin domain-containing protein 1-like. The record is from RefSeq and is a predicted model, not a curated record. Gene Ontology annotation, molecular function: microtubule binding. Gene Ontology annotation, biological process: intracellular signal transduction; regulation of mitotic cytokinesis. Bases 122 to 5719 code for a protein of 1865 amino acids. Lineage: Eukaryota; Metazoa; Chordata; Chondrichthyes; Orectolobiformes; Stegostomatidae. The transcript is spliced from 40 exons.